CCCAUUUCCCCUCUACUAUUACUACAUAGUUAAGCUUGAUUAGCCCAAGAAACAUUUCCCCCUUCUCUCCUCUCCAGCUAGCCUCUCACUUAUCAUCAACAAAAACUAUUUUGGAUCUUAAUUCGAUCGAUCGAAAGAAAAGAUUUAAUUAUUGUAUGAUAGCUAGCUUGAGGUAGCUAGCUAGACUUUUGCUUGGUUAGUUUCGAUUUGGUCUUCCGGUGAAGAGAUCGAUCGAUCGAUGGGGUCGUCGUCGACGACGAACACGUCGGACGGCGCCGUGAAGCCGGCGUCGUCGGCGUCGUCAGCGUGCCCGAGAGGCCACUGGCGGCCCGGGGAGGACGAGAAGCUCCGGCAGCUGGUGGAGAAGUAUGGGCCGCAGAACUGGAACUCCAUAGCCGAGAAGCUGGAGGGAAGAUCAGGGAAGAGCUGUCGUCUCCGGUGGUUCAACCAGCUGGACCCGAGGAUCAACAAGCGGCCGUUCACGGAGGAGGAGGAGGAGCGCCUGCUGGCGGCGCACCGCCACCACGGCAACAAGUGGGCGCUCAUCGCCCGCCACUUCCCCGGCCGCACCGACAACGCCGUCAAGAACCACUGGCACGUCGUCCGCGCCCGCCGCUCCCGCGAGCGCUCCAGGCUCCUCGCCAGGGCCGCCGCCGCCUCCUCCUCGUCUCACCCCUACGCCGCCGCCGCCGGCGCCAGCCAGCUUGACUUCGGCGGCGGCGCGUCGUCGUCGGCCGCCCGCGGCUCGCUCUGCUUCGGCUUCGGCGGCGGCAACGGCUUUUCGUCGCUGCUGAUCAACACGUCGUCUUCUUCUUCCCCGGCGCCGUUCUUCAAGCCAUUCACCGGCGCGAGCUUCGAGGCGCCCAUGUACGGCGGCGGCAAGCAGAUGAAGACGCUGCCGCCGACCGCAGCCGUGGCGCCGCAGCCGCCGCCGCCGUCUCUCUCCACCAUCACCUUCGCCUCCCCUCCCAAAAGAGAGGCAGCGCUGGAGCUGAUGGCGGAUCGCCGCCGCGACAACGGCGACGAUGGCGACGUGCCGCCGCCGUUCAUCGACUUCCUCGGCGUCGGCGUGUAGUCUUGUUAGAGAAGAAGAAGAAGAAGAUCAAAUUAAUUUGUUGUUACUUAAUCCAUCAUUAGUAGGUGUUGCUGCAUCAUUUGCAUGUUAAUUGCGUCGUAUGCAUGCACUAGAGACUAGCUAGGGUCAGUGCUGAUGGAUGGAUCGAUCAAAAGAGCGGAUCGAUGAACAUAACAUACCCUCCUUUAGAACUUUGCCAAAUAAGGUUUAAUUCCCUAAGAGGUGAAUCCAUUAAUUAAUUAAUUAAUUACCUGC
This is a messenger RNA of Oryza brachyantha (malo sina), 1330 nucleotides long. Its product is annotated as transcription factor CSA-like. Gene Ontology annotation, molecular function: DNA-binding transcription factor activity, RNA polymerase II-specific; RNA polymerase II cis-regulatory region sequence-specific DNA binding. Gene Ontology annotation, cellular component: nucleus. The record is from RefSeq and is a predicted model, not a curated record. Gene Ontology annotation, biological process: regulation of DNA-templated transcription. Bases 239 to 1075 code for a protein of 278 amino acids. The transcript has 2 exons. NCBI's taxonomy places the organism in Eukaryota, Viridiplantae, Streptophyta, Magnoliopsida, Poales, Poaceae.